GUAAAAAGCAACGGACGAAGGAACAAACACAUACGAUCUUCGACGCUUCUCUCGGAUUGUAAAUUUGCUGCAGGUACAUCACAUCUUAACAAAUAAAACACAUAUUUAUAUUGCUUUAGUCUUUCAGACUCUGAUGCUUCUAUGCUCACCCUCUUUAAAGCGUGCACGCGUGUGGAUGUUUGGGCACGAGCGCAGGGCGAUUGAACUGCGUCGUGAAAACUCGAUAGCGUAGUGUUUGUGUGUUGUUGUUGAGAAUAUAGGCUAUUAUUUACUCUGCUGACGUCAGGUCACGCGUGUUCACGACCUAUAAACCUUUAAUUAUGAAUGACAGAAAAAUGCGACGAUCUGUCAAACUAAUGAGCGCGUGACGUGUGACUGACACGUGCUAUCAGAUGCGAGUUAUUUAUUAACGUUGAUAUGAAUAUUUAAGUGUCUGCUAUUUUACUUUUAUAAUAAACGUUGACUUCUUUGCAGUUUGCUUCAAUAUCCCUGCAGUGUAACAGAUUAAUUUGAUAAAAAUAUAUUUGAUGUAGCCUGUCUGUUGAUGUUUUAAGAUCUAGCAGGAUGAUUUCUUAAGGGUGAAUACAGGUUAACUGGUUAAGCAUUUAGUACUAGUAGUAUUGGAUGACAUGAAUGUAUUUGGAUCAUAUUUAGAAAAAGCAGGAAUUAGAAGUCCGGUUAACUUCAUCUGUACAGGUACGAGCACUCCCAUGAUGCACUGCGACUGAUCUAAUCCACUCAAUCAAUCAAUAACUCAUUAUCAAACCAUUUAUAGAUCUGUUCAGUUUAAAAUCUUUUGCAAUAAACUUCACAUAGAUUGAUAUUUACAAUGACUGAUUAUAAGUACACACAGUUUAUCUUUGUCAAAAAUGUUUGUAAUGUUGUGGCUGAUCUCAGACCUGGCUGAUUUAGAGAAAUCUUUAUUGAAGAAGUUGAAAUUCCUGACAAGAGAAAACCAAAUGUGUUGAAGAUGCAGACAGAUCCUCUCUGGAGUUUGUAAAGACUUACAGAUAUCUGGAACUUUUGAGUUUGAUGAGAAACUGGACUGGACCACUAACACAGACAGGAGACGACCGAGCCGCUUGUACUUCAUCAGAUGGUUUGCAUCCUUAAGCGUCUCCAAAAAUCUGCAGCUGAUGUUCUGUCAGGGUGGUAGGGCCGUCUGGGGAGGCAGCGUCAGGAAGAGAGACGCUUCACGUCUGGACGAGCUGGUGGGGAAGGCGGGUUCUGAUGUGGGCACAGAGCUGGACAGCCUGGCAUCUGUGGCAGAGCGAUGACCGGUGCCCGCCCGGCGCCCAAUCGUGGGCAAUCCACUGCAUGACAUCAUCUCCAGGCAGACGAGCGGCUUCAGUGACGGGCUGCUUUCUCUGCCCUGCUCCACGGACAGACUCAGGAGGUCUUCCCGGGAAUCAUGUGAUGACCCACGCUCGGGAUAAAGGUUCCCUCGACAGGUAUCACGGUGAGAGGCGGGACCAUGUAAAGGGAUGGUCACAUGGUGAAACUGUGGGCGGAGCCUGGCCUGCACGAUUAUUGCGAGUGGGCAAGACAAAGAGAAACGUGAUGAAAAAGGUCAAGACCAGUGCUCUGGAGCAUGUGCAAACAUGGACACAAUAUAAAGGCGGGAGUCAACGUGUGUCAGAACCUUCCAUGAAAAUGGUUAAGAAGGACGAAUCCAAGAGAAGCAAAUGUAAAAUGUUGAGGAAGCAGCGGGGCGAGCGGAAGCGGAAACACUACCCGUUACGCAGACGGGGCGGCAGUGAGACCGAGGCUUUGAGUUGCCAUGUCCUGCUCACACGUCUUGGUGACUUGGAGGAAUGCAAUAGAAACAAAGUUUUAAAGCGCAGAAGAAUUCUGAAAGCCAACAAGAAAACGACAGAAAACAGGGAAACACUCGACACCAAAGCAGACAAACCUUUAGCUCAGGAGCCACGAAAACGUCGACUAGCUUCUCUCAACGCUGAGGCUGUCAACAGUCUGCUGCUGGAGAAAACUGUGGGCAAACUCGCUAAGAAACGAGCGGAUAGUGUGACCGCUCCGAUUAAUACAAAAACUCACCCGAACUUAAAACGGGGCUCUGAGACUUGCGAGAAAGUUAAGGCACAAGAGAAGAAUGUGAGCGAACCGAUUCUGUUUGCUCCUACACCCAAACGUCUGGCUGGACUCAAUGCCACCGCUCUGAUGAAGCUCACCAGCUCGAUUACAGGAAAUAAACAGAGAUUAAAAGCGGACAAUAAGGGAGUUUGUGGUGUGCACGACAAGACCAAGGCACAAAAGUCUAAGAGACCCAGCUUGAAAAAACCUGUAGUGAAAGGAGGCUGUGAGGUUUGCAAAAGCAGAAGCCUCGAGUCGAAACCGAAGUUUGAAGGCUCUCCGGAAAGUCGGCCUUUAACCGAAUCGGGGUAUCGGUCCUGUAGCAUGCUGGGAUAUCCCCUAAAAGUCAUCAAAGAGGAACGGGUGGAAACGGAGCUGAGUCCUUACUAUUGCUGUCCUCCGGAAGGUUCAGUGGAGUACUGUCACAGGUUGGCGCUGUUCCUUGGCCAAAAGGCGUACGGCAAGGCCGAGGAGCACCCCGUCACUUCUGUCAAGCGCGAAUGUCUGGUUUCUCCCCCCGCGCUGACACAUCCGACCCUGACCCUCAGUGCUCAUCCGUGUCUGUGUGCGGAUCCGUGUUACUCUAGUUACCUCGUCCGUAUCGCUCACCCCGGACCGCCGACGGCGAGUUUAAGUGCCCGAUCAUUACCUUGCACGCACAGUCCCUUUUGUCCACAAGGAGUUUCUGGAGCAAAGUUGUUGCCUCCGUCUGUGUCACAUGCCUCAGGUAUCCCACAUUCUGCCUUCUGUAAUUCAGUAGGGUCGCCGUGCUGCCAUGAGGCCUGUAGGAUGAACAGGUGCACCUUCAGAGCCAUUCAACCAAUCGCCAGCAGGACGUGCUCGUACUCCAACAGCUGCUCACACUGUAGCCAUACGAUUAAAUCAGAAGGUUAUUCCUCAUCUGAAGAGAAACCGAGUCAUGGGUUACUGAUGUCUCCAGCCCUGACGCUCUCCAGCGCAUCCACACUAAAGACUUCAUCAGCAGGUGCGCCGCGUCUCCUACCCACGCUGUCCGAGCGGAGACAUCCUGAAGGCAGACUGAAAACGGGCAAUGAAUGCCCUGGAAACGCCAAACAGCCGAAUGGGUCGCUCGCCACGGGCCAGACGAGAUUAUCCAACAAACAACCGGCACCCGGUCCGAAAGGUGCCAAACAGAAGAAAGCGAAUGGUCGGCGGGUCACGAACGGGUGGCGUCCUGUCGGAGUCCCCACAGAAAAAGAGGUCUUCAUUGCCGGUGACGAUGAGACCGUAUUUCGUCAGUGUUAUGAGGGAGUGGAGCGUGACGGGGAAGUGAUCCGGGUGAGAGACACUGUGCUGCUGCGAUCUGGACCCCGAAAGAAAUCCCUGCCGUAUGUGGCCAAGAUUUCAUCUCUAUGGGAGGAUCCUGAAACAGGAGAACUGAUGAUGAGUCUCUUCUGGUAUUAUCGACCUGAGCACACUCAAGGAGGCAGAGAUCCCAGCAUGCACUGCGAGAAUGAGAUAUUUGCCUCUCGACAUCAAGACGAGAACAGCGUGGCGUGUAUAGAGGACAGAUGCUAUGUUCUGCCAUUAGCACAAUACUGCAGAUUUUGUGCCUUGGUGAAACGCCGAUCGGAGGGCGUGUCCGGUGACAUCUCGGUGGUGCCUGACCCCUCUGAUAGCUUUACCCCACCUCAACGCCUCGUGCCCGAUGACGUGGACCCGGAUCUGGUGUAUCUGUGCCGCCACGUCUAUGACUUCAGAUACGGACGCAUCUUAAAGAACCUGCAGUAAAGUUUGUUUCUGCGGUGGAAAUAGAUGAACGACUCUGUGACAGCACUUGACACGACAUGACAAGACCUGAAGGUUGCCAAUGGAAGAACGUCCCUGUAAAUCCCAGGGAAACAGGAAUAAGACCAGACCGUACCGGAUGAGCUGUUCGUACCUCUGGUCCGAUGAGAUGUUGGGGUGACAACGGCUGCGUUUCUUCUUGAAAGAGUCAUAUGAAGGAUGAAUAUCAGCUAGCUAAAGGUUUGUUUAAUUCAGUCUCGUACACUGGACUGACUCACUGCUGAGGGAUCUUAAACUCUGCCGCACGUUUACUUGAGAGAAUAAAAGCUGUGGAGUCCAGACCAAAGCCAAACACAAGACCAACAAGUUUGUCCAUUUUUAUUUUUAUUUUUUUUAAGAAAUUAAUUCAGACAAAAUGUUGAAUUUAUUUAAGAAUUCGUUUCCAACCCUAAAGCUAAAUGUGGUUCUUAUUUUUUAGCUGUAGUGGCAGACUUUGGAAGUGAACAGAUGAUGUCCUAGUUGCACAUUUGAAAAGAUUUUUAUCAUUGUACCGUUUCCUCCUGCAUCAAGCUGCCCUUAGAGAAAAUGCACUAUUAUAUUUCUUGCUUUAUUUUUCAUCUAGAUCACUUCUUCACUUAGAACAACAGAUCAAAUAUUCAAGAGGAAUUCCUUUUUUCAUGCUCAUUUUAAUUUAACAUUUGUGACCCUGCCUGUGAAACCCCGAUCUAAUCAUGAGAUUUACAGCGUCAAAGUAGUUAUGACCAUAAUAAUGACCAAAAGAUGUUAAAAACUAAGCCUUUUAUAUACAAUAUUUAAACUUUUAUUUAUAAUAUGGAAAAUAAGAAAUGGAUGAUUUUAUCGACACUACACAUUAUUAUUAUUAUUAUUCAUUGAAAAACUAUGAUCGUCUCACUUUAGGCACAGAAACACCUGAUGAUUUUUCUAUUAUUAUAUCAUAUUACUAGGACGUGAAAAUUAACCAUAAUAUUAAAUCGCACGAGCGAAAACUGGGUCAGUGCCGGGCAAAGCUUAAAUAUUGUGGUGGGUUCUUUUUUUGCAGCAGAUCUCCAAAAUUCCAGUAACACUUCCAGAAGACCAUGUGUUUUACAUGUCUUUAAGAGUUAUUACGACAAAUGAAAGCAGAUAUUCUCCUGUUAUCAGUGAUAUGUGACACAUUGAAAGGCAAAUUAUGGUUCAGUUGUGAUGCAGUGUUAAAAAUAAGACUGCAUUUAAAUGAGAAUUUCUGAAAAACAUGAUUUUUUUCUGAGGCAGAAAUUCUUUGCCAUGAUCUUAUUCAGUCAAUAUUAAAGAUAUCAAGAUGAUAUUUUCACCAAAUGUCCUUUUCAUUAUAUUGAAUGAUUUAAUGUAAAAUAAAGUAAAUGACUUAAGCUGGGUUUUCACAGGUGAGGUCAAAUUUAGUUUAGAGUUGAAAUAGAUGAACAAGAAACAACUUUUAAAGUUUCACAGAUUUAUUAACAUGGAUGAAUUUUGUGCAUUUGCUUUUUGAUUUCGAUUUCCUCUGAAAAAUUACAAUUAUUAAAAUGAAUUGCACCUUCCUAUAGGCUUUAAAGUGAAUUUCCCUGUUUAAUUUCACGAUAACUGUGCGAGCGUCAUCAGGUAAGAGCUUCAGACAUGGAGUUGUAUGUUUCUCCAUGUUUGUCAUCUUUCAUUACGUUCGUUUACAAGAUGCUGAACUUGAGUUCAAAUGUUCGAUUUGUCCAUCGCUGUUUUUUAGGGUCUUUUUAUAAAGCUGAUGGUGUGGCUUAAAUCAUUUUCUAGAACUUAAAUAAGCAGAUUAACUUUAGAUAAACAGUAGAAGCAAAAACCUCUUCAGACUUGAGUUUUGUAAUUGUUGCCAAGCUCUGGCUUUCUCGUUUUCAUUUCUUCUGCAUAGAAAGAUAUUUUAUCAUCUCUGUUUGUAAAGUUGAGAAAUGCAGUUCUAUAUUUUUAGGAGUAUUUUUUUGAGACCAGAAGCUGUUUAACGUGAUUUCAUUUCAGUUUGGACUGUUUAUAUUUUAUGAUAUCAGAGUUUUAUGUGUCUGAGAGACUUUGAGUUUGUAAGUAAAUGUCUGUAGAAAUGGGAGGAAACACAAAUGCCAUCUUUUAAUCGAGCUUCUAAAGUCUUGCACAGUGCAUUUAUAAUCCUUUUCAGAUUUCUUAUUGUAUUUAAAGAAAUUAUUUAAAAUGGAGUAUAAAAGUAUAUAAAUAUAUAUAUAUAUAUAUAUUUCAAGUCCUCUUAGUUAAAAAUGUUUUGAAGUGCUGUGCAAUGUUGUGGUACAUAAAUGCAGUUAGUUUUUUAUGAUUAUUAUCAAAUGAUAAAGUUUUAAUGAAGUCUUCAGAAAUAUCUGUUAAGAAUUUCAAUUCUGAGUUGUUGAUGUCCUGAGACUCAGACCAAAGUUCAAAAUUUGCAUAUAUCAAAAGUUGCAUAUAUCAAACAAAAUCCAGAGCCUAUAGCCGGUCAAUGGCGUUUAAAGGAAAUGUUGAAUACCUUCAUGUAUUUCAGUCUCUUUCAGAUAAGAUGAAGACAUGUAUGUGAUAAAUGUGUCUGGAUAGAGAUGUUUGACACUGCUUAUACAGGGAAUGUCUCUCUUUAUCUCUCGCUCGCUUGCUUGUGUUCUCUCUCUCUCUUUAUCUCUCGCUCACUUGUUGUCUCUCUCUCUCUCUCUUUGUUAUUUGCUAUUAUUUUAAGUUUGUAUUUUUUGUUGAUUCAGAUGUUUUUUUAUGUUUUUUACUCUUCAAUUCUUCAGAUUUUCCACACUUUUUGUGUGGUGUUUAUUAUCAACACAGUGAUUUUAUAUGGAGUUUCAUGAGGUUUAUUGUCAUUGGUUAAAUUCCAGAUGAUUCCAAUGAGAGACCACAUUAGUUCUGAUCUAGAGUUAGACCUGACUAGUCUUCACCUCAGAUCUCAAGACAUCUUAAGACAGAAUUGUGUGACAGGACUGAGUAAAGAUGUUGGAUGUGUUUCUGUCAAAGGGCUUUUAUUCUCCUGCUGAUCUUUAGGACUGUGAGAUAUUUUUCAUGCAUUCAUGUCAUGAAUUUGUCCCAGUUCUGGCUGACACAAUGCACUUUUUUAUCCGGUGCAUCUAUUUUAAUAGAUUGGUGAGAUUAUAGAGAGUAUAUAUUGAAAGAGGAAAAACGGUUUAUCGAGUAAUGUGUAUUAUUAUUUUUUUUGGUCCCAUUUUUCUUUUUCAAGACAUGAAUCCCUGCUGAUUAUUGUUCAAUAAAAGAGUAUUUAUAAAGUCUUUGGUGAAAACAGA
Molecule: messenger RNA, 7097 nt
Organism: Paramisgurnus dabryanus
Lineage: Eukaryota; Metazoa; Chordata; Actinopteri; Cypriniformes; Cobitidae
Product: bromo adjacent homology domain-containing 1 protein
Biological process (GO): heterochromatin formation; negative regulation of DNA-templated transcription
Cellular component (GO): chromatin silencing complex
Molecular function (GO): transcription cis-regulatory region binding; chromatin binding
Source: RefSeq, a predicted model, not a curated record